This is a messenger RNA of Vicia villosa (hairy vetch), 1692 nucleotides long. Its product is annotated as G2/mitotic-specific cyclin S13-7-like. NCBI's taxonomy places the organism in Eukaryota, Viridiplantae, Streptophyta, Magnoliopsida, Fabales, Fabaceae. Gene Ontology annotation, cellular component: nucleus; centrosome; cyclin-dependent protein kinase holoenzyme complex. Gene Ontology annotation, molecular function: cyclin-dependent protein serine/threonine kinase regulator activity. The coding region runs from base 125 to 1528 and encodes 467 amino acids. The transcript has 6 exons. Gene Ontology annotation, biological process: mitotic cell cycle phase transition; regulation of cyclin-dependent protein serine/threonine kinase activity. The record is from RefSeq and is a predicted model, not a curated record.
AAAUUCAUAUCCAUUUCUCAUUCUUCUUCAUUCUACAAAACCAGAGAGUGCGAGGGUGUGAACAGUGUUUGAUUCCACCCUCAAGAAUCAUCAUACUUUUCAAAUCGUAAACAAAAGUUUCGUAAUGGCUUCAAGACCCAUUGUUCCUCAACAACAACAAAGAGGUGAUGCUGUUGUGGGGGGAGGAAAACAGCAGAAGAAGAACGUUGCAGGAGGAGAAGGAAGGAACCGUAGAGCAGCACUUCUUGAUAUUGGUAAUGUGGUCACUGCGGUAAGAGGUGUUGAAGUCAAGCCGAAUCGUCCCAUCACAAGGAAUUUCUGUGCACAACUACUUGCCAAUGCUCAAGCAGCAGCUGCUGCUGAUAAUAACAAGAAACAGGUCUGUGCUAAUGUGGCACCUGGACCUGUUCCUCCUCAUGCUGCUGCUAAGGGUGUUCCAGUGGCUAAAAGAGUCGCAGUGGCCCCUAAACCUGUUCAGAAGAAAGUUACUGCAAAACCAAAGCCUGUGGAAGUAGUUGAUAUAGUAAGUUCUGAAGAAGAAAAUAGCAGUAAAGAAAAGUCUGUGCACAACAAAAAGGAUGGAGAGGUUAAUUCCAGGAAGAAAUCAUCACGCACUCUUACUUCUGUUCUCACAGCUAGAAGCAAGGCUGCAUGUGGUUUGACUAACAAACCUAAGGAGAUUGUUGACAUUGAUGCUGCUGAUGUUAACAAUGAACUUGCUGCUGUUGAAUAUCUGGAUGACAUUUACAAGUUCUACAAGUUAGUUGAGAAUGAGAGCCGUCCACAUGAUUACAUGGACUCACAACCUGAGAUUAACGAAAAGAUGAGAGCUAUACUCAUUGAUUGGCUGGUAGAUGUUCACACAAAAUUCGAACUUUCACCUGAAGCCCUUUACCUCACAAUCAACAUAGUUGAUAGAUUCUUAGCUAUCUGCCUUGUGUCAAGAAGGGAACUUCAAUUGGUUGGCGUCAGUGCCAUGUUGAUGGCAUCGAAGUACGAGGAAAUCUGGCCACCCGAGGUCAAUGACUUUGUGUGCCUCUCAGAUAGAGCUUACACUCAUGAACAGAUACUCAUCAUGGAGAAGACCAUCCUAGGGAAGCUUGAAUGGACACUGACAGUUCCUACACCAUUUGUUUUCUUAGUCCGAUUCAUCAAGGCGGCUUCAGUAUCGCUAUCUCCUUUUGAUCAACAGGUUUUCGAGAACAUGGCUCAUUUUCUUUCUGAGCUGGGAAUGCAGCAUUAUGCUACCUUGAUGUACAGUCCUUCAAUGAUGGCUGCAGCAGCUGUUUAUGCAGCAAGGUGCACAUUGAAUAAGAGUCCUGCUUGGGACGAAACACUUAAGGUGCACACUGGUUACUCAGAAGAAGAAUUGAUGGGUUGUGCUAGAUUGUUGGUGAGUUUUCACACUGGUAUUGCGACUGCAAAGCUGAAGGUCUUGUACAAAAAGUACUGUGAUCCUCAGAGAGGUGCUGUUGCUGCACUUCCACCGGCCAAGAACCUUAUAUCUGCUGCAGUAGGUUCUUCUUAGAUUUGUUAUUGAAAUAAACAAAGGAAGCUGCAUGAGUUUUUAGGUUUCUGUAGGGCUCUCAGCAAUAACCAUUUGUUAUUGUAUUUUUUUCUUUUCAUUGUUUAGACCUUUUUCAAAUGUUGUGAAAUUAAAAUUUCAUAUACAAGCUUCCUCAUUUCUCUUUA